AUGAGUUUUCAAUCAACUGUAUCUUCUGGUCGUGACAGCAGUAUUAACAGCGGCACUAGUUCCACCACACAACAUCAGCUUAUUCGAAUCGGUACAUUCACUUCUGCUAAUGUCGCAAUGGUAUCGAAUGAAAUGAAUCGUUUAACGUCAAAACAACGCGAAGUUAUCAAAAACACUUUCAAGUUAAUGCAAGCCAAUUCAGUAUAUUAUGGUACCAGCGUAUUUGUGAGGCUGUUAUCAGAACAUCCGGAAUAUAAGACUAUUUGGCCCCAAUUCCGAUCAAUUCCUGACAGUUCCAUUGUGUCAUCGGAUGCGUUACGAAGACAUGCGUGUGCUUAUAUGAAUGGACUCAAAGUUAUCAUUGACAGUAUGGACGAUGAUGAGAAAUUGGCCGAGGAAACGUAUAAAAUUGCGAAAUCGCAUUUGAAAUGGGGUGUACGCAGCUUUCAUUUGGAGACGAUGCUACCGGCUGUGAUCGCAGUACUACGUGUUUGUAUGCAUCGAGAUGAUCAGUUGGCCGAAGAUGCAUGGAGUAAAUUAUUUGAUAUACUCGCAAAACUUAUUGAAAUGUUUCGAGCAGAAUGCCAUGCUCUCAUCAAACGUUCACUUUAA
Anisakis simplex (herring worm) is the source of this 612-nucleotide messenger RNA. NCBI's taxonomy places the organism in Eukaryota, Metazoa, Nematoda, Chromadorea, Rhabditida, Anisakidae. The record is from the annotation of a GenBank genome assembly.